UGCAAAAAGUUGGAAGUUGGAAGAAAUGAUCAGCUGAUUUGGUAUGAAAAAAAGUCGGUUGUCAGUGUCACUUGUCAUCUAUUAAAGCACUAAUGAAAAUUGAAAACGUAAGAUAGGGCCUUUUUGUAUUGAUUUUUAUAAUGGAUAGUAAUAAAGACGAGGCUUUACGAUGUAUUGACGUUGCUGAAAAAUAUAUCAAGGAAAAAUGCAAAGAAAAAGCUGAAAAAUUCCUGCAUAAAGCGGAAAGAUUAUUUCCGACGCAACGGGCUAAAGAUCUGCUGUUGCAAGUGUCAAUAAUGCCAGACACCGUUGAUUCUGAACAACCAAGAAAAAGAAAAGUAACUCCAAAAGCCGAUCAAUCGCCAAAGAGAGCCGAAUACACUUCAGAACAAUUAGCAUUAGUCAAACGAAUAAGGACCUGUAAGGAUUAUUAUGAAAUUUUAUGUAUAAGCAAGGAUGCUACCGAUACUGAAAUUAAGAAAUCUUAUAGAAAAAUUGCCUUACAGUUGCAUCCCGAUAAGAAUAGAGCUCCAGGUGCCGAUGAGGCCUUCAAGGCUGUUGGAAAUGCCGUUGCAGUGCUUACAGACGUAGAAAAACGUAAACAGUAUGAUCUCUACGGUAAUGAAGAGGACAGGCCAGCUAGAAAUCAUUCGUACAAUUAUAACAGAGGAUUUGAUAACGAGGUCAAUCCAGAGGAAUUAUUUAACAUGUUUUUUGGAACUGGAUUUGGAGGUUCGAACGUUUAUGUGCGCCGAAACGGCCGUUGGCACAGACAGACGACUGGCAGCCAGCAGGAACAUCAUCGUAGAGAACAACAAAACAGUGGCAUGUCAACCUUUGUGCAAUUAUUACCGAUACUAAUUGCGAUAUUGCUGUCGAUGGUUUCGAGUUUCUUCAUAUCAGAUCCGGCUUACAGUUUGUCAGUUAGCUCGAAGUACCCGAUAAUGAGACGCACCCAAAACUUACAGAUUCCUUACUACGUUAAGGAAAACUUCCACACGGAAUACCAGGGGUCGGUAAAAAGGCUGGAGCUGUCCGUGGAAGAGGAAUACGUUUCCAACUUGAGGCACCAGUGCUACCGGGAGAAAAGCUACCGUGAUUCGAUGAUAUGGAAGGCCAGGAACUUUGGCGACCGGGAUCUGUUCGACAACGCCCAGAGAAUAAAAAUGCCCUCUUGCGAAAAACUACAGGAACUACGUUCGCACGGCUCAUUCUAAGUCUUAAUAAAUUAGGUGAUUUUUGUUAGUGCAGUUUUAUUGUUUUUAUUUCUAAUGUAAAAAUGUUAUUUUAACCUAAACCACCUGUUCGUUUGUAAACAUUGAAUAGGUCACGGGAAUUUUUCAUAAAUUUUCAAUGUUGCAGUGCGACUAUCCAAAGAUCUAUAACAGACUAAAUAAAAUAUGUGUUAAGGAUCAAUAAUUAUUUAUCGUUAUUUAUGUAAAAAGCUUUAGUUCUGUUGGCAUAUAAACGGUUAGAAAAAUUAAAUAAUUAAAUUUGAAA
This is a messenger RNA of Sitophilus oryzae (rice weevil), 1500 nucleotides long. Its product is annotated as dnaJ homolog subfamily B member 12. Gene Ontology annotation, cellular component: endoplasmic reticulum membrane. The transcript has 8 exons. Gene Ontology annotation, molecular function: Hsp70 protein binding. Lineage: Eukaryota; Metazoa; Arthropoda; Insecta; Coleoptera; Curculionidae. Gene Ontology annotation, biological process: cellular response to misfolded protein. The record is from RefSeq and is a predicted model, not a curated record. The coding region runs from base 141 to 1217 and encodes 358 amino acids.